Messenger RNA from Beauveria bassiana ARSEF 2860, 2904 nucleotides. RefSeq lists its product as uncharacterized. The record is from RefSeq and is a predicted model, not a curated record. The transcript is spliced from 4 exons. The coding region runs from base 1 to 2904 and encodes 967 amino acids. NCBI's taxonomy places the organism in Eukaryota, Fungi, Ascomycota, Sordariomycetes, Hypocreales, Cordycipitaceae.
AUGACGAGAACUAGAUUUGUAGCCGUAUCGCGUCGUAUCCGGCAAGAGAAGUCGUCAAAAUACAUUGGAGCUGUCAACAUCAGACUCGACAACCUGUGCUUCCCAUACUCGAGAGGACCAGACACAAAAAAUGUUAAGAGACUCAUAAAACUUUUCCAAGGGCAACGUGGCUGCAACCCUGGAGAAACACAGAAUCGAAUACCGGCGAUCAUCAGCGAAACCGAGUUACAAGACGCAUUAGCCAUUUCAAACUUGACUCGAGGAGACUUGGUAGCUAGAGGCGACUCCUUUGCGCGACUUGAUCUGCCUUCAGCUUUCCAACUGAAGUGUCUUAGAGGAGAAGAUCGUGUCCAAGCCGCCAGAGAGGUUCUCAACUCACCGGAGCCGCGGUGGGUGGUCGAUCUCUAUGCUGCAGACAUCAGCGACGAGACGAGGCGGGACUUGGCAGAAGAAUAUGCCUGCGAACAGGCACCAGCUGACGGAGACUUCUAUUUCAAGAUACGGGAGUACCAAGGCGUGUUUGGGCAAGAGAAUUCGCGUGCCGAAGAUACAUGGAAGGCGCGCCUGGGCGCCACGUCUGGUUCCGGGCACAAGAAGAAUCGGAUGGACCAGAUAGUGACUGACCCCAGACUUUGCGUGGCAUUUGAUGCAUUUCGUCGCAUACCCGUCCUCUAUGGAGAUCUGAAACUCAGCCUUGUGAACAAAAUGACAUCCAUGGGGUGCCAUGAGGAAUCGCUACAUUAUUUGAACCACAUCAAAGACUUCUGGCACUCGGUUUUUGACGGCAACGAGAGCGCUAUGAUGAAACUCGACCGAACGUCGUUGGAAGCGCUGCAAUUGACGGCGCCAGGAGCCUGCGAAAAGCAAGCGCGUGACCUGCACGCCCGCAUACGCAGUGGCGAUAUCCUCAGCGCAUUCACUGAGGCUGAGAGAGAGAGAAUUUGGUCUAAAAUAUAUGAUGCCACUGUCGACUGUACGGUGCCGUCACUCCAUAGCUUCUUCGAAGACCGCAAGUACAUUGAGGAUGCAGCGCAUUGCAUGAAGAGGCUGUUCCCCGGAAAACUCCACGAGACCAUCCGUUCUGCACUGGAAUCCGCUUAUCCCGAUGUGGACGAUCAGGGCACCGAAUGUCUGGUGCAGGUGUCCAACUCUUCCUAUGCGAUGGUUGCGACGAAUGGGGCAGAUCACUUUGACUUGGCCUAUCGACAAUUGUGGCUGUAUGCUCGCCGCCACUUCGAAGAUAUGCCUCCCGAGCGGGAGCACAUAGUUGCAGGCUACAAGACUGCCGGUGUUGAUGAGAUGGUGUUGUUUGAUUUCGCGUCGCUCGCGUACAAGCUUGGAUUCAGAACCACAGAAAUUAAAAAGCUGCUCCAGGGUAACCCGGACCGCCAGAUUGCGCACCGGCUUCUGAAGAUGGCACGAAAACCAGACCAGUUCUAUUUCGAAGAUAUAGAGUCUAGUAUCUCUGCAGUCACGACUGUGAUGGAAGCGGCCCGUCCUAUUUGCAAUAGCCAAGAUGUUGAUGUGGAAGAGCCCGAGGUGGUAGCAGCUGGCGCGACCGCAAAGCAAUGUGGACGGCCACUCGUUUCCGAUCAUAUGCGAUGCAAACCACUUCUGUUCCUAGACAAGCUGCAUGCUACCAUGGCGCGACAAAAUAGGAAUCUGUCGUCCUUUUUUAUUCAACGCUCCACCUACUUUGCGUUUUUUGGGAAGGAUCUUGCGAUCUCUUGUGAGGCCAUGCAAGAUGCGCCCGAAGCACAAAGCGUUCAUGACGUAGACAUGGACAUCGAGCGUACAAGGGAAACGAUUAUUGCCUCCCCCCAGACUCGUGCUCGAAUGGAAAUUGCCUCGCGGGAAAGCGAAUGUCAAACGAAGCUGCGAAUUGCACAAAAAGAGGCUGGGGACGCUGAGUCACGGCUACAAAUGCUCUUGACCAAGGAGCGACAGCAAACGGAAAAGUUAGCUGGGCUCGAGGCUGCCAUAACAGCCCGCGCAGCUGAAUCGGCGGCGACUGAAAAGAACCUCCAAGAAAGAUUUGAGAAACUGAAGCAACGGGAAGUGGAACAGGUUAUUCGGCUCGAGACCCUCGCGGCCAAUGAGCCAGAGCAACAUGCUCAUAUGAAGCAACUGGAGCAGGGUCGAGCGGACAUGGAGGGAGAUAUACGGCUGGAAUGUAUUGCCACGCACUUAGAAGCAACAACUGAGGACGAGGAUGCAAGUGGGACGGAAAGACUGCUACAGGUAUCAGCGCAGCUUAGUGAAAAGCAGAACGAGCUGAACAAGCUGGAGGAGAUGGAACGCAACAAGCGCUUGGUCAUUCGACAAUUGGAGGAAGAGGAAGUGCGAUUACGUUCCUCCAUCGAUGGUCUGUCAAUUACAGUCAGAGCGCUCACAGAAGACGAACAGGCGAAAGUUGACUCGAUAGCGUCACUGAAAGAACAACACCAGUCCACUAACAACAAGCUCGUGGAGAAGGAGAUGGGCUUGCGACAGAAUAUUGACUUUCUGGAAGUAUGCCGAGAGCGCCUGGAGGCGGAUAUCAAAGCUGCCACGGAGGAGAAGGAUGUUUUGUCUCAAGCGCUUUUGGCUGAGAAACAUAUUGUGAACUCUAUGCGUGGGGGAAGCCAAGACAUUGAUGAGCCAACUACUGAGCGACGCCAACCUUUGGAGAACGUACCAUUAACACCAGGCGAAGGACGUGCGGUAGAAGAUGGAGCCGCCGGUUUAGAAUACAUGAUACGGGGUGCGUUUGACUCAGAAGAGGAGCAUCUGGCCCCAACGGAGGACAUACCACUGCCACUGUUCUCAAGGGCAUUGCCGGCCGUCUCCGACAGGCCAUUGGAAGCGCCGAUGGGAAAUCAGACGGAGGAAACUAUCGAGAUCCGCGGUGCCGGAAGACGGUGA